Molecule: messenger RNA, 567 nt
Organism: Astyanax mexicanus (Mexican tetra)
Lineage: Eukaryota; Metazoa; Chordata; Actinopteri; Characiformes; Acestrorhamphidae
Gene: atp5if1b
Product: ATP synthase inhibitory factor subunit 1b
Exons: 3
Coding region: 112-435 (107 amino acids)
Biological process (GO): negative regulation of ATP-dependent activity
Cellular component (GO): mitochondrion
Molecular function (GO): ATPase inhibitor activity
Source: RefSeq, a predicted model, not a curated record
CGUCUCCCCCCUCUGGUGUGCUGUAAUGGUUCAUCCCUGUUUGUGUUUGUUUUUGCAGGCAGGGGCAUGUGUGUGUGAGAGAGUGUGAGUGUGAGGGAGUCUGCACUUACAAUGUCAAGGUUUUUGAAUCCGAACCUGAGAAGCUUCUUCUCCACCCAGAUCAGGAUGUCUUCAGAUCAGCUGGGAGAGCUUGGGAAAGGAGCAGGGAAGGGAGGAGGAGGCGGAGGCUCUGUGAGGGAGGCAGGAGGAGCAUUUGGGAAGAGGCAGGCAGCUGAGGAGGAGAUGUACUUUAAGAGGAAAGAGCAGGAACAGUUGGCCUCUCUGAGACAGCACCAUAAGGAAGAGAUUGACCAUCAUAAGAAGGAGAUUGAGCGUAUACAGCAGGAGAUUAGCCGCCAUGAGGGCAAGAUUUGCAAACUUGAAAAAAAUGACUAGCUUUCUGGCAACAAAUGCUCACCACAAUCUCCUUCAGCUUUGAUGUUAACAUUUUUGCCGUUUGUUUGUAGGCUUGAUUUGUUGAUUGUAUUUGUUUCAAGUUCAAUAAAAGAAGGGAUAUUAAGACGCUGA